GCGAUUCUCUAUAUUCCCUUCCGCCAUGACUUGAAGCAUUGUUAAGAUGAACUAGUGGGCUGUUACAUUUGAGUGAAGCUCAUGGAGUGUGAUUCCGGGAACUGCUCUAGAGAAAAUACAAAGUUGGGAGCUAUGUUGACUUGUGAGAAGGGAAGUGAUAAAGAAGAAGAGCUCGUUAGAUACAUGUCGAGUUUACCUACCUAUCUGCAGGGAGGAAAAGCCCAACAGGAAAAAGCUUUUAAUGUUGGAGUGCUUGACUGGAAGCAUCUAAAAGUUGUAAAACAGUUCGAAUUGGGAGGCAGGGGCCUGCCACAAAGCGAGCUCAAUUACAAGCAGCCAUCACAAAUGGCGUUCCUCAAUUUAGAUUCUCAGUUGAGAAGGAAGAUGAGUGUGUAACAGCCACUGUGGAGCGAUUGUCUUCAUCCACGAAGAACAACAAUUGGAUCUAUACAUUCUCUACUAUGCAUGACAUGAAGAAGAAGAAAAAGGAUAGAACCAAAGUGACAGGAAAUAUUUCUAGUGCCGUCAUCGCUCAAAUGAAGGUUUCUGAUGUUCAAUUGUCAGACGUCAUUAUUAGGGAGUUUGUUUUGUUUAACACAGGCAGCAUAUAUCAACUAUUCUAUGUAAUUAAAUUUAGUUAUGUAAU
Cuscuta campestris is the source of this 646-nucleotide messenger RNA. The record is from the annotation of a GenBank genome assembly. Lineage: Eukaryota; Viridiplantae; Streptophyta; Magnoliopsida; Solanales; Convolvulaceae.